Messenger RNA from Castor canadensis (American beaver), 5016 nucleotides. RefSeq names its product DEAD-box helicase 18 (gene Ddx18). NCBI's taxonomy places the organism in Eukaryota, Metazoa, Chordata, Mammalia, Rodentia, Castoridae. Gene Ontology annotation, molecular function: RNA helicase activity; nucleic acid binding; ATP binding. The record is from RefSeq and is a predicted model, not a curated record.
CCGGAAGGGAAGUAACGUCAGUCCUUUCGCUGAGCGGCCGUGCUUGCGUUGCCUGUGAAGGUGUCUGUCUGGCAUCAUGUCGUACCUGCAGAUGAAACUCCUGCGCAAGAAGAUCGAGAAACGGAACCUCAAAUUGCGGCAGCGAAACCUAAAGCUACAGGUAGGAGCAUCAGAUGUCAGCCUUUCAGAAACUCAGAAUGGAAAUAUGCUGGAAGAAACAGUGAAAGUUGGAAAAGUUAAAAAAAUUAAAAAAAAUUCUGUGAAUGUGGGCUUGUCAGAAGUACAAAAUGGAGAUGUGUCUGAAAACACAGUAGAAAAUGGAAAAGUUAAAAAAUCUCCCCAGAAAUCUACUAUAUUAACCAAUGGAGAAACAACAACACAGUCUCCUAAUUCUGAAUCAAAAAAGAAAAAGAAGAAAAAGAGGAAAAUGGUGAAUGAUGCUGAGCCUGAUACUAAGAAAGCAAAAAUUGAAGAAGGCACCAAGGCUUCUGAAGAAACAGAAGACAGUGUGGAAAAGCCAGGCAAUGAGGAAGAGGACAGUGAAGUGCCCAGCCUGCCCCUGGGACUGACAGGUGCUUUUGAGGAUACUUCAUUUGCUUCUCUAACUAAUCUUGUCAAUGAAAACACUCUGAAGGCAAUAAAAGAAAUGGGCUUCACAAACAUGACUGAGAUUCAACAUAAAAGUAUUAGACCACUUCUGGAAGGCAGGGAUCUUCUAGCAGCUGCAAAAACAGGCAGUGGCAAAACUCUUGCAUUCCUCAUCCCUGCUAUUGAACUCAUUGUCAAGUUAAAGUUCAUGCCCAGGAAUGGAACAGGAGUCCUUAUUCUUUCACCUACUAGAGAACUGGCCAUGCAGACUUUUGGUGUUCUUAAGGAGCUGAUGACUCACCACGUUCACACGUAUGGGUUGAUCAUGGGGGGCAGUAACAGAUCUGCUGAAGCACAGAAACUUGGUAAUGGGAUCAACAUUAUUGUGGCUACUCCAGGCCGUCUCCUGGACCAUAUGCAGAACACUCCGGGGUUUAUGUAUAAAAACCUGCAGUGUCUCGUCAUUGAUGAGGCUGAUCGUAUCUUGGAUGUUGGGUUUGAAGAGGAAUUAAAGCAAAUUAUUAAACUUUUACCAACACGCAGACAGACCAUGCUGUUUUCUGCCACACAAACUCGAAAAAUUGAAGACUUGGCCAGGAUUUCUCUGAAAAAAGAGCCAUUGUAUGUUGGUGUUGAUGAUGAUAAAGCUAAUGCCACGGUGGAUGGUCUUGAGCAGGGAUAUGUUGUCUGUCCCUCUGAAAAGAGAUUCCUUCUGCUCUUCACAUUCCUCAAGAAGAACCGAAAGAAGAAAGUGAUGGUUUUCUUUUCAUCCUGUAAAUCUGUGAAAUACCAUUAUGAGUUGCUAAACUACAUUGAUUUGCCUGUCUUGGCCAUUCAUGGAAAGCAGAAGCAAAACAAGCGUACAACCACAUUCUUCCAGUUCUGCAAUGCAGAUUCAGGGAUACUGUUGUGUACAGAUGUGGCAGCGAGAGGGCUGGACAUCCCUGAAGUCGACUGGAUUGUUCAGUAUGACCCUCCAGAUGACCCCAAGGAAUAUAUUCAUCGUGUGGGUAGAACGGCCAGAGGCCUAAAUGGAAGAGGUCAUGCCUUGCUUAUUUUGCGCCCUGAAGAAUUGGGCUUCCUUCGUUACUUGAAGCAAUCCAAGGUUCCAUUAAAUGAAUUUGACUUUUCCUGGUCAAAAAUUUCUGACAUUCAGUCUCAGCUUGAAAAACUUAUUGAAAAGAACUACUUUCUUCAUAAGUCAGCCCAGGAAGCGUACAAGUCAUACAUACGAGCAUACGAUUCUCAUUCUCUGAAACAGAUCUUCAAUGUUAAUAACCUAAAUUUGCCUCAAGUUGCUCUGUCAUUCGGUUUCAAAGUGCCUCCUUUUGUUGAUCUGAAUGUGAAGAGCAAUGAAGGCAAGCUCAAGAAGAGAGGAGGUGGUGGGGGAUUUGGCUACCAGAAAACCAAGAAAGUUGAGAAGUCUAAAAUCUUUAAGCACAUUAGCAGAAAGCCUUCGGACAGCAGGCAGUUCUCUCACUGAAGACAGUUUCCUUCCACCUUGACCUACUGCCAUGAAACAACUCUUCCUUCCUUUUGCUACAAAAGAAUUUUUAUGUCCUUUAGAGUAUUUUCAGUCUUUACUAUGAUAAUACAAUAUUUUUUAAUUUCAAAUACUCCCCACCAAAAAAUUUAUCAUUGUUUUAAUAUAAUUAGUUUUGUGUCUUUCUGGUAUGAAGAAUUUUGUGGCAUGGGUUACUAUGCCAACUUGCCACAAAAAAUGAGUUAGUAUACUGGACAAGUGAAUGUGAUUCAUCUGUAAUGCAGAAAAUAAUCUGUUUGUUUUGGGGGAUGAUUUCUUGAGCCUCAUGGUAGUCUGGACCCCCCUGAAAAUGCACCAGGGUAAGAUGGUAGUGCUUUGGGAAAUAGCUCAGGUGCCCCUCAAAGUAAAGGCCUCACUUUUAAACCAAGUAGCUAUUCUCCGUUUGUUUUUGCUUUUUGUGGUUUUGUUUUGUUUUGUUUUAACAAAACAAGAAAUCACACUUACUUGUCACUGGCUUAUUUUGUUUUUUGAUAGUACUGGGGUUUGAACUCAGGGCCUUUCAUUUGCUAGGCAAGUGUUCUACCACUUGAGUUACUCUGCCAGCCCUUGUCACUGGUAUUUGAAUAGAGUGCCCCGGCAGUCGUAACAUUAUAGAAGGAGGAACAGGACUGGGACUGUUGGCCCUCAAUAUUGCUGAGCAGUGUGGGUGUGAUAUUCUGUUUUCUGUUUGGUAACAUAGCCGGGACCUUUUAAAAAAUACUAAUGAAGAACGGUACUCAUUUAGAUACUGCGAAGUGGUUUGGAUUUGUGUAGCCCUUCCAGCUCUGCAGUGUUAAGAGAUAAGACCAUUACCAGUACUCUUAAGGCCAACUAAUGACAGUGUUCAGGGGAUAUCCUUAGUUUCUUUGUGAGAGAUGACCUCUCUCAGAUCCGUGAAACAAAAAUACAUUUGCAGUGACAUUUGAAAAUGAAUAAAGGGACUGAGUGUGGUCCCGCCCAGCUCAUACCCGUAAUCCCAGCUACUCAAGAGACAGAAGGAUAAGUAGGAGGGUUGGGUCCAGGAUGGCCUGGACUAAAAAACUAAAUAACUAAAUAAAAAGGGGUUGGGGGCAUGGCUCACAUGUUAGAAUGCCCUCCUGAGGUUCUGAGUUCAAACCUCUGUAUCACCAAAAAGAAAAUGAAUAGGUCAGAAAAAAAUAGCUGUUAGUGAUUUGGUCAAAUGGGUUUUUUGUUGUAGGAGCACUUGAUUUCUACUGUGUCUCCUGUAUAUAAGUACAAAAUAGUUACAUUUUAUAGCAAUUCAUAACCAAAGUUGCUAGCAUUUUGUGGCUGUGCCAGUUAAUAUACAAAGUCUCAUUACAGGUAGUCACACAUAGAACAUCAGAUGUAGAGGAAACAAUUGGAUGAAAGGCAUUUCAGUGGGAAAAGAAAAGAGCUGUGUUUUACCUCUAGGUUUGACUGCUGUCGCCUUGGCUAGACAUGGGUUUCAGAUCUUGACUGCAGGUACCUACCUUGACCUCUUGGAUUCCUAACAUGUAGCAUAUGACUCUUCAGAACCAUUUGUCUCAUAAACAACUGUGUUUCAGAAAAUACACAAAAGCAAAGGGAAGAAUGUUUAAUCACUGAACAGAAGGAACUGUUGACAUUUAACAUGCCAAGUUUUAUAUGUAUGUGUAUACUUUUAAAUUUUUUAUCAAAAACAAAGCCAUCUUCUACCUACUACUUUAACCACCUUAUUUCAUAACACUUUUUGUGUAACCAUUAAGUAAUUAUCCUACAUUUUUAUGAUUCUGUUGUGUUCAUCUUUGCUUUUGGCCUACAGGAUUUAGGUCCUUAGACACCUGCUUGUCCUGUCUAGCUCUCCCAUUCUAGUGCCCCAAUGUGUCAUGGUGCACUAGACCAAGACUUGCUUUUGCUGACCCCAGUAUUUCAAAUUGCAGAUUUGUGAGAAAAAUAUGCCUGUAUAAACUGAAGGUGGAAAGAUUGGUCCUUACUGUAAUAACAUGUCUCAGGCCAUUUUAAGUAGUUGCUGGGCACUUUGUCCUAUCUAUAGCAGGAUGAUCAAGGCGAGGAAUUCUAGACACCCAGACUUGCUCAGCCCUGCCAGGAAGCAGGGUCAUGGUAGCAGCACAGCAAGGCUCAUUUACUCAGGGCACUAUGUCUUCCUGUGCUAAGAGCACGGCUGCUGGUUGUAGAUGUGGGUAGUUGGCAAGUGGGAUUAAGUGGCUUCAUCCUUGAAUCCUAGAAGGCAGCAUGGGUGGGGAGGGAGCCUAGCACAUCCCAACACGCAAUAGAAGCUUUAGGUUCUGUGGUCUGUAAGUGAGGAUUAAUCAUUACUGUUAUCUAAUUUCUUUUUUAGUCUUAGCCAGUUUAGUGUAAAUCUGUAUUCAUGAUAACUGAAACAGGAUCUUGUUUAUCCAUAAAUUGCAUAACAGUUGAUGUGUGUGCCUAGAACUGCCAUUCCUUGAUCAGUGUCCAGCUAUACCACUUACCAGCUUCUGUCAGCCUGGCUUCUGAGUGAAAAUAACGAUGCCAACUUCAUAAGAUGGCAAGAAUCAAAUAAGCUAACAAAGUGCUUAGGGUCGCACUUGGCACGGUGUUCUGUACAUGUUAGAUGUCUAAGCAUCCUAUAUCCUGAGCAAGUUUGGGCCUCUAGAUACAGAUGAGAUUUCUGAUGGUCUGGAUCUCUUUUUUUUUUAAAACUGGGCAAUGAAACCAGGGCCUUCCACUUGCUAGGCAGGUACCCUACUUCUGCAGUUUUGUUUUUGUAGUGAAAGUGAUAGUAAAGUUUAUUAGGAAAGGAAUGCACUUUCAACAAAUUGGAAGUGGGUCAUCUCUGCAGAGAGAAUAAGAAUGGCUUCCAGUCCCUUUUGUGUUGGUUAUUUUUGAGCUAGGAUCUCACUUUGUGCCCCAGGCCAACCUGGACCACAGUUCUCUUAUUUGUG